AUGGCUGCCGUUGCUUCCCUUGCCGCUGUCUCAUGCAAAGCCCUACGUAACAAGAAGCAAGGCCUGAUUGGGCGGAGAAGCCCGUGCAAAUUUUUUGCUGGGGGCCAGAAGAGGAGGGCACUUCCUGAUUCUCACGCUGAGGAGGCGAACGUCGCCCAGACUCAGGAUAAUAAGCUGAACACUUCCACGCUCUUGCGAAAGUAUGGCAUUAAGGCGCUUGAGUUUGCAGAGCCCGUCUCAGCAUACCAGCUCGAGAUGAAGCAGUCUGUCUUUGACAAGGCGGACGAUUGGCUGAGGGCCGGCGCGGCUUUCGUUCUGAUCGUCGAUCCCUAUGGUGAAGAGUUCUACACCUAUGACCGAAGGACGUGGAUUGAGGGGCGCAAGGAAAGUCCGAAGAGUCUCCGCGGCGCAGAAACGCUCGCUCCUCGGCCCGACCUUUUCCCGGGGCUGGCGAUCUCCACGGAGGCAAUCCUGAAAUCAAUCGGGAAGCCCAAGGCGAAAGAAUGA
Klebsormidium nitens is the source of this 507-nucleotide messenger RNA. The record is from the annotation of a GenBank genome assembly. NCBI's taxonomy places the organism in Eukaryota, Viridiplantae, Streptophyta, Klebsormidiophyceae, Klebsormidiales, Klebsormidiaceae.